Equus quagga is the source of this 7726-nucleotide messenger RNA. It is a transcript of the gene MDC1, whose product is annotated as mediator of DNA damage checkpoint 1. The transcript is spliced from 17 exons. Bases 312 to 6428 code for a protein of 2038 amino acids. Gene Ontology annotation, molecular function: protein binding. Gene Ontology annotation, cellular component: nucleus. Gene Ontology annotation, biological process: positive regulation of transcription initiation by RNA polymerase II. The record is from RefSeq and is a predicted model, not a curated record. Lineage: Eukaryota; Metazoa; Chordata; Mammalia; Perissodactyla; Equidae.
UCGCCCACAGUUCCCCGGGUGCCAUCUUGGUUCUCCCGGAGGACGGGAGGGGCGUGCCGGGGGUGCGACUGGGCGGAGGAGAUUUGGAAGUUAGCUUCUAGGAUUGUAGUGUUCAUCUUUACUUGAUGCCCCUCCCCGAGUUUAGGUGCGCAAGGACUACUGCUGAGUGAAUAUGAUGGACCCUAGGCGAAAAGACAGUUCUGCUGGCCCAGUUCUCGAGGGGGUGUGUGACGGCAGAAAGGGAAAGUAAUGGUUACCAUCUGGUGAGAAGUGUGAGGAUAAUUUCAAGUCCUUUCACCGCUGUGGAACAGAUGAUGGAGGACACCCAGGCUAUUAACUGGGAGGUUGAAGAAGAGGAGGAGACAGAGAGACCCAGUGAAUCCUUGGGGUGUAGCUUGGCGCCCGUAGGGCAACUGCGUAUCUUCAGUAGUGCCCAUGGACCAGAAAAAGAUUUCCCACUCUACCUCGGGAAGAAUGUGGUAGGCCGAAUGCCUGAUUGCUCUGUGGCCCUGCCCUUUCCAUCCAUCUCCAAACAACAUGCAGUGAUUGAAAUCCUGGCCUGGGGCAAGGCACCUAUCCUCCGGGAUUCUGGGAGCCUCAAUGGGACUCAAAUCCUGAGGCCUCCUAAGGUCCUGAGCCCUGGGGUGAGUCAUCGUCUGAGAGACCAGGAGUUAAUUCUCUUUGCUGACUUGCUCUGCCAGUACCAUCGCCUGGAUGCCCCCCUGCCCUUUGUCUCUCGGGGCCCUCUAACUGUAGAGGAGACACCCAAGGUACAGGGAGGAACUCAUCCCCGGGGGCUCCUGUUGGCUGAGGACUCAGAGGAGGAAGUAGAUCCUCUUUCUGAAAGGCAUGUGGUGAAAGAACCAAGGACCACAUCUUCUUCUUUGGCAACAGUAGUUCCAGAGAGUGAUGAAGAGGGGCCUUCCCCUGCCCCAGGUGGCCCUGGGCCACCUUUUGCCUUCAACUUGGACAGUGACACAGAUGAGGAAGAAAGUCAGCAACCAGCAACAGAGGAGGCCUUCUCAGCUGCCAUGACAGAUGCCACUGUAGAGACAGAACCGCCUAAAGCCAUCACAACUGAAAUCCAGCUUGAAAAGGAUCAGUGUUCAGUGGAGGAAAGGGACAAUGCCACAAAAGUCAAGAGGGAUGCAAGGAAUGAAGUGGUUCCAGUUGGAGUGAUUCUGGAGAGGACCCAACCUGCUGAGGAGGACAGUGACACAGAUGUGGAUGAUGAGAGCAGGCCUCCAGGAAGGCCAGCCGAAGUCCAUUUGGAAAGUGCCCAGCCUUCUGGCUUCAUAGACAGUGAUACUGAUGUGGAAGAAGAGGGGAUCCCCACGACCCCAGCUGUAGUUCCUAUGAAGAAGAGGCAAGUCUUCCAUGGAGAUGAUGCAAAGAGUCCUGGGGCACCUGGCUUGGCGAAUCUGCAGGAGAGCCCAGCUGGUAGUGAUACAGAUGUGGAGGAGGGUGAGGCCCUACUAACGGUCCCUCUGGAGAGAAGCCAAGCCUCCAUGGUGAUCGACAGCAAUACAGAUGACGAGGAAGAAGUCUCAGCAGCACUCACUUUGGCACGUCUGAAAGAGAGCCGAACCCUUACCUGGCACAGAGAUACAGAUGUGGAAGAGGACAAGGCCCAACCUGUGGUCCUUCUGGAGCAAAGCCAAACCUCCGCCAGGAGAGACAGUGACACAGAUGUGGAGGAGGAAGGGCCCCCAGUGGAAAAGAGAGGAACUGUCCCCAAGGAUUGCACAGACAAAGCACAUUCAGAAAAGAGCCAGCCUCCUCUUGGGGACAGUGAUAUAGAGAUGGAGGAAGAUAAGAGCUCACCUGCAGUCCACCUGGAGAGAAGUGAAGCCUCUGCCACAGUGGACGUCAACACACAAGUGAAGGAGGAAGUCCUACCAGGGCCAGCUGUUACACCUCUGGAGAAGCAUCAGGUGCCUGUGGCGUGGACAAAUCAAACAGAUGUGGAAGCAGACAGGGGCCCAGCAAAGCUGCCUAUGGUGUGUCUAGAGGAAGCCCAGCCUCCUCCAGUUGGGGACUGUGAGAUCACAUCCUUAAAUGCCUCAGCAGUGACAGAUGUAAGAAAGAGCCAGUUUCCCACAGGAGGGGAUGCUGGGACGGAAUGGGCUGUGGCUGUUCUUGAGCAGGAGAGAGCUCCUGAGGCGGGGCCCCAGGGUGGGUCACCUGUGGCACUAGUGGAGCAGGGCCUUCUACCUGUCUCAAGGGAAAACCUAACAGGUCUGGUGGUGGACACAGGCACUCCAGGGGAACCCACCCAGCCACGGAGAGAGGGAGCCCAGACCCCCAAAGAAGGGAAGAGAGAACCACGUAUGGAUGGGACCAAGGACUCUGCAGAUGCCCGUGAUGUUCUAAAGGCUGAGAAGUCCACGAUCAAGGUGCCAGCGUAUUCAGUGUCUGAUUCUGAAGAUCUAGACCUACAGGCUACCCAGUGCUUUGUGGAGAAAGAGGGUCAGAGCCUGGAAGCAGUCCAGAGCACGGAGGAUGAACCCACCCAGGCCUUCCUGUUAAGUCCACCCCAAGAGCCUGGCCCUUCCCGUUGCAGCUUCCAGGCCGAAGGUGCCCUGGAUGAGCUGUGGGAGGUCUUGGCUACACAGCCAUACUGUCCAAGAGAAUCUGAGGCCUCUGAGACCCAGCCCAUUGCCGCCCACCUUGAGGCCCAUGGAUCUUGCCCCUCACCACCUAGGGCAACACCAGGAGAACAACAUCCAGAGAGCCCAGUUCAUGCAGAGCCACUGGGGAUUCAAGGAAGAGGGAUGCAGACUGUGGAGAAAGACAUGGGUACACCAGGAGAAACAGCAGACAGGGUGAACCCUGAGAGAGGACCAUUGGAGAGGGCAACCAAGAAACCGCCACCAGAAGGAGAGAGAAAAGAUGUGAUGGGAGAGCAAGAAUUAACUCGGGGGCUACGGGACAGUCAACAAAAACAGGUGUUAGCUAGAGACACUCAGAGACAAGAGUCUGACAAAAAGGUGACAAGUGCAAGUCCCGAAAGUGGUAUGGAGAGUUUGAAGGUAGAAAUUGAGACAGCCAGGGAAAUACAAGAGAAAGAGAGAGAAAAGCAGACUCUUGCAAGAGAAAUAUUUGAAAGAGAAGCAGAGAAAUUAGUACCAGGGAGAGUGUGUGAGGUAGGUGGGUUAGAGGUCAAGGUAUCCAAAGUGAUACAGGAGAGAGGCCCUGAGGCAGGGGAGCCAGAGAGAGGGACCCAGGACCAGGAAGGGCAGGCCUCCAGUCCAACACCAGAGCCUCGGGUGGGGGCUGGGGGCCUUCAGGCACUCGCUUCAGCUGUGGUAGCUUCUGGGAGCCAAUCAGGUGGAGGAAGGGGCGUCCCAGUGAGUCCCAGGAGGCAGGAGAGAGACCACUUGAAUUGCAAGAUGCCACCUGCUGAGAAGGCUUCUAGGGGUGAUCAGGAAUCCCCAGAGGCUUGUCUGCCUCCUGCAGUGACUGAAGCCUCAGCCCCACUCCAAAACCCCCUCAUGCCUCAGAGCCAAAAACAUCCUGCACCUCAGCCUCUGCCUUCCUUAGAGCUGCCCAUUCCCAGGGCCAGGCAAAAUGGGAGUCAGGGAGCCCCAGAGAUUCCUCCCUCAGAGCUGGAGCCUCUGCAUCCAAAACCCAAAGUCAGGCCCCGGGGGUCCUCCAGGAUGUUACCCUCUCCAAUGUCUUCUAUAGCCCCUGAGUCCCACCCUACCACCCCCACAGACCAGCCUGUCAGCCCUGAGCCCACAUCUCGGGCCACUCGGAGCAGAACAUACAGGUCUUCUGAAAUGACCCCUGCACCAGUUGUCCCCACAGCACCUGAGCUGCAAUCUUCCAUCUCCAAAGACCAGCCUGUCACCGCUAAGCUCACAUCUCGGGCCACUCGGGGAAGGACACAUAGGUCCUCUGUCAAGUCCCCUGAACCAGUUGUCCCCACAGCCCCUGAGCUCCAGCCUUCCACCUCUAAAGACCAGCCUGUCACUCCUGAGCCCACAUCUCGGGGCAGGACACAUAGAUCUUCUGUCAAGGCCCCUGAGCAAGUUGUCCCUACAGCUCCUGAGCUGCAACCUUCCGCCUCCAAAGACCAGUCUGUCAUCCCCACACCCAUAUCCCGGGCCACUCGGGGCAGGACACAUAGGUCCUCUGUCCAGACCCCUGAACCAGUUGUCCCCACAGCCCCUGAGUUCCAGCCUCCUACCCCCACAGACCAACCUGUCACCCUUGAGCUCACAUCUCGGGCCACUCGGGGCAGAACACACAGAGCCUCUGUCAAGACUCCUGAACCAGUUGUCCCCACAGCUCCUGAGCUGCAGCCUCCCACCUCCAAAGACCAGUCUGGCAUCUUAACACCCACAUCUCGGGCCACUCGGGGCAGAACACAUAGGUUCUCUGUCAAGUCCCCUGAACCAAUUGUCCCCAUAGCACCUGAGCUUCAGCCUUCUACCCCCACAGACCAAUCUGUCGCUAGUGAGCCCACAUCUGGCGCCACUCAGGGCAGGACACAUAGGUCUUCUGUCAAGACCCCUGAACUAGUUGUACCCACAGGUCCUGAGUUCCAGCCUUCCACUUCCAUAAACCAACUUGUCACCCCCAAACCCACAUCUCAGCCAAGGACACAUAGGUCUUCUGUCAAGACCCCCGAACCAAUUGUUCCCACAACCUCAGAGCUCCAGCCUUCCACCCCCACAGACCAACCUGUCACCCCCAAACCCACAUCCCGGGCCACUCGGGGCAGAAAACAUAGGUCUGUCAACACCUCUGAACCGAUUGUCCCCACAGCCCCUGAGCUCCAGCCUUCCACUCCCACAGACAAACCUGUCACCUGCAAGCCCACAUCUCGGGCCACUCGGGGCAGAACACAUAGGUCUUCUGUCAAGACACCCGAACCAAUUGUCCCCACAGCCCCUGAGCUCCAGCUUUCUACCCCCACAGACAAACCUGUCACCUGCAAACCCACAUCUCGGGCCACUCGGGGCAGAAAACAUAGGUCUUCUGUCAAGACCCCCAAACCAAUUGUCCCCACAGCCUCACAGCUCCAGCCUUCCACCCCGACAGACCAAUCUGUUACCCCUGAGUCCACAACUCAGGAUAUUCGGGGCAGAAAACAUAGGUCCUCUGUCAAGACUCCCCAACCAAUGGAACCCACAGCCCCUGGCCCUGAACCUCCCAGCCAUACAGACCAGCCUGUCACCCCUGAAGCCAUAGCUCCGGCUAGUCAGAGCAGGACACUAAGGACUUCUAUAAUAAGUGCUGUGCCAGUUCCUACCACCCCUGAAUUCCGGUCUCCUGUCCCCACAGACCAGCCUAUUCCCCCUGAGACCAUCCCUCAAGCCAAUUGCAGCAGGAGGCCAAGGGCCACUAGGAAGCAGGGGUCCCCCACAGCUCCCAUUGUCCAUGAACCCUGCUCUGCACCCCCUGAACCUAACUCGAGGAACCAAAGACGAAGAGCAGUGAGAGCAGCUGAGUCCCUUACAACCAUUCCUGAGCCUGCCUUUGCCCAGCUUCCUGAGGCGCCCACUCAUGCUCCCCACAUCGAAAAGGUAGAGGCAGCAGGUACAUCUGGGUUCACCCCAGAGCCCCAGCGUAAGGCCUCUCAAAGCCACAAGAGGCCUUUAGCUACCCUGGAUUUACCCCCACUUCAAAAACGGCUCCAAAGAGGGAAAGUCUCCCAGAAGACAGUGUUCCUCCAGGAAGAGGAAGAUGAUCCCACAGAGAGACCAGGGAAGAAAGAGAAUGUAGUGAUGCCGGGACCAGGCAAGAGAAAGAGAGACCAAGCAGAAGAAGAGGGAAUACUGAGCCGCAGCCUCCGAAGAACCAAACCUAACCAAGAGUCCACAGCCCCCAAAGUGCUCUUCACAGGAGUGGUGGAUGUUCGAGGAGAGCGGGCAGUACUGGCCCUGGGGGGAAGUCUGGCCAGCUCAGUGGCAGAGGCUUCCCACCUGGUGACUGAUCGAAUCCGCCGGACGGUCAAGUUCCUGUGUGCCCUGGGGCGGGGGAUCCCCAUCCUCUCCCUGGACUGGCUGCACCAGUCCCGCAAAGCUGGUUGCUUCUUGCCACCGGAUGAAUACGUGGUGACCGAUCCUGAGCAGGAAGAGAACUUUGGCUUCAGCCUUCGGGAUGCUCUGAGCCGAGCUCGGGAGCGAAGGCUGCUGGAGGGCUAUGAGAUUCAUGUGACCCCUGGAGUCCAGCCACCUCCACUUCAGAUGGGAGAGAUCAUCAGCUGCUGUGGAGGCACUGUCCUACCCAGCAUGCCCCGGUCCUAUAAGCCUCAGAGAGUUGUGAUCACAUGCUCCCAGGACUUCCCCCGAUGCGCCAUUCCAUCUCGGGUCGGGCUGCCCAUCCUCUCACCUGAGUUCCUGCUGACAGGAGUGCUGAAGCAGGAAGCCAAGCCAGAGGCCUUCGUCCUCUCCGCUUUGGAAAUGUCAUCCACCUGAAACCCCACCCUAUUUGCUCCCAGACCAAUAAAUAAAGUGUUAGAAGAUAUAUGGAAGAAAGAAUUUAGGGCUUUAGAAAGGAUUGGGAUGUAUUGAUCUGAUUUGUCUUGGAAUAUGGGUGGAGCUGAAAAGACUUAUGGGUAAACAGAACAAUAGAGAGCUUGGGAGCCACAGAUUUUCUUAAAUGGCCAUUUAAAAUUGGCUAAUCCCAUGCUCAGACAUCUUGAGCAGCUCUAAUCUUUAGUUAGACUGAUGUACAUAUUGCUCCGUGGCAUACACAGUGUCCUGCCUCCCAUUUGGAAGCCAUCUCUUUGUCUUUUCUUACUGGGAUUCCUACUCAUCCUCCAAAAGAUUGUGGAAACAAUUCUAGUGUCAAUAACUUGAAAGGAUGCUCGGAGUGAGUAAAUUUGAGAGUGCAGUUACAGAAUGCUGCUAAAAUAUCUUCCCCUCCUCUGGCUCCAUCUUGUUAGAAGUGUCCUUUAGCUUUGACUUUGAGCAAAUCUCUGCACUUUUCUGGCCUGCUUUUCCAGUCUUUAUAAAAUUAGAGUUUAGGCUUAUCCUCUGUGAUAAAUAAAUAUUCACUCUGUGCCUUAUGGUGUAGUGUAGGUUUUUUUUAAUGUAACAUUUCUUAAAUUUAAAUUUUAAAAGUUGGUUGAUUACAAGGAUGUGGAGAAAUUGGAACCUUUAUACAUUGCUGGUGGGAAUGUAAAAUGGUUCAGCCACUGUGGUAAAUAGUUUGACAGUUUCUCAAAAAGUAAAACAUAGAAUUACCAAGUGAUCCAGCAAUUCCACUCAUAGGUAUACAUCCAAAACAAUUAAAACAGUUGUUCAGACAAAUAUUUGUACAAGAAUGUUCAUAUCAGCACUUUUCACAAGAACCAAAAGAUGGAACAACACAAAUGUUCAUCAGUGGAUGAAUGGAUAAACAAAUCGUGACAUAUCCAUACAAUGGAAUAUUCAGCCAUAAAAGGGGAUGAAGUAGGAUGAACCUCAAAAGCAUGCUAAGUGAAAGAAGCCAGACACAAAAAGUCACAUUGCAUGAUUCCAUUUAUAAGAAAUACCUAGAAUAGGUAAAUCCAUAGAAACAGAGUAGAUUGGUAGUUGCCAGGGGCUGGGGGGAGGGCAAAAUAGGAAUGACUACUUAAUGUGUACAGGGUUUAUUUUGGGGUGAUGAAAAUGCUUUGAAACUAGAGAUUGUGGUUGCACACAUCAUAAAUGUACUGAAUGCCACUGGACUGUUCUCUUUAAAAUAGUUAAUUUUAUGUUAUGUGAACUCCAAUAAAAAAGAUGAUUGAUUA